CUUUAUCUUUUUUUCUUAUAAAAACAUGUCUGAUAUUAAGGUUGCCGGUUUCCCUAGUUCUGAAGUCUUUGCUUCUCUCAAGCAAUCCGUUGAUGCUCUUACUCCUGACGCCAAGGCCAAGCUUAUCAAGCAAGUCAACGGUAUCUUUGAAUUCGUUGUUAAGAACGCCGAAGGAAAGACUGAGACUUUCACUGUUGACCUCAAGAAGGAUGGUGCCGUUGUCAAGGGAAAGGGACCUAACAAGGCUGAUGCCAUCAUCACCAUUAGUGAUGCCGACUUUGUUCAAUUAGCUUCUGGUAAACUCAAUGGCCAAAAGGCAUACAUGUCUGGUAAGCUCAAGAUCAAGGGUCAAAUGAUGUUGGCUACUAAGCUUGAUACUGUCUUCAAGCAACUUGCUGGUGACAAGUCCAAGUUAUAAAUAUCCCCCUUUUAAUAUAUAUAUAAAAAGAAGAAGAAAAAAAAAAUUAUUU
This is a messenger RNA of Mucor mucedo, 470 nucleotides long. Its product is annotated as SCP2 sterol-binding domain-containing protein. Lineage: Eukaryota; Fungi; Mucoromycota; Mucoromycetes; Mucorales; Mucoraceae. The transcript has 2 exons. Gene Ontology annotation, cellular component: cytosol. The coding region runs from base 26 to 418 and encodes 130 amino acids. The record is from RefSeq and is a predicted model, not a curated record.